Messenger RNA from Anopheles stephensi (Asian malaria mosquito), 2611 nucleotides. RefSeq lists its product as uncharacterized. The record is from RefSeq and is a predicted model, not a curated record. Gene Ontology annotation, biological process: negative regulation of biosynthetic process. The transcript is spliced from 6 exons. Lineage: Eukaryota; Metazoa; Arthropoda; Insecta; Diptera; Culicidae. Bases 926 to 1324 code for a protein of 132 amino acids.
AGAUAGAGACAGAGAAAGAGAGAGUGCAGCCAUCGCAACUGCCGAACAUCAGCGCGGUCGUGCACCGUAGUCGUUGUUUACCUGCCAUCUUGACGCGUUCGGGUCCGGAUAUCGUCCGGUUUCCAUCAGUAGUUCCCAGGCCGCACACGUUUGGGACACACAUAAAACACACAUCAAUCUAGGCCCCUCUGAAUUAAGUUGCAAACAGAAAAACUCUUCGAAACAAGUGCGUGUUUGUAAGUUUUGCAUAGCAAUAACUCAACUCAUAAAUAAUCAAAUACCAAAGUGAACAUUAUAAAGCCGCCCAAGGCAAAGGCUCACCGACCGCGAAACACUCAACCGUAAAUCGAAAAAAAACCCUCGAUAGGCCAUAUUGUGCGUGUGCCCUUUGCCCAACGCGGUUCUCUCUGUUCCGUUCUUUCGCGCGCGCUUCCGCCGGGCUUUUUGGAGCUCUCCCGUAAUUGAUCUCGUUUCGAGUGUUCGUCCGGAAGUAGGGCGCCACUGAAAAACACGCGCACACACACAGCGUCGUGAUUAGUGACAUCUUUCCAUCGCAAAACAUCACACCACCAAGAGAAAGGGGAAGAGUUCCAUCAAAAGCUUGUGGGUGGUUGCCCACCAAUUGCUAGCUCCAGACCAAAAGAAUCCGUCCCAAUCGUCCCGGUGGUGCCAACACCUACGCAUCGACCAGUCUGCUCAGUGGAAGUUUUGCCUUUUUUCCUGUCUCAAACAGCAUCAUGCUGGUGUCAGCAAGUACGGUGACAUAAAGCAGAGUUCCGGUGAUUUUGGGAACUGUUCCACAAGGCUUGCUUCUUCACAGUACAAUUGAAGGAAAGCAUCCGGACACAACAAGCAGUAGAAGGCAGCAGCAGCAGCCACAGGAAGAAAACAUCUUUAUUCCAAGGACAAAUCAAAUCGAUUCUCGAUGCCAUACAUUCUCAUCCGCGGUAAUCUUGCGUCCUACGGUCACAAGCAUCCAUUCCGUGUGCUCGUUUCCGGUCUGAAGGCGGCCGACAUUGAACAGCUGAACCGUUUCCCGUGCGGUGGCUACAGUGAUGAGUCCACCGUCGUCUAUCUGCAGCAUCCGUGCGUGAUGCUAACGGCACUGGAGGUGCUCGGGUAUCGGGUCGUAGCGUCCUCGUCCACCGCCGUCAAGCAAGACUACAACGAGUACAUGUGGACGAUGCGGAAGGAGUUUAGCGAUCCCGAACCGUACCUCAGCGAAACGUCCUCCGCCGUGAUCGAGCGAGACAAUCUGGCCAACAGUGGCCGCGAGGGUGGCAACUACAACGGUGGGAACAGCAAAAUCGAUCUGCCGGAGUAAAACGUUCCGUGCGGUGGUCGUUCAGCCAGCAUGUGUACCAAAAAUACUGAGAAUAUUCGUACGGGUAGUAACGGUUUUUCAUAAUUUGUAUUCGAAUGAGCGACAGCCAAAAUGACAGCUGUCACGCAACGUCACAACAAAACUCCCGAACCAAAACAAAAAUCCUUGUACUGAUGAUUGUUGAGCCGGUUCGGGAGUGCACAAAAUCAUCACUCCGUUUAGCCAUAGCUGCAAACAUUUGUGAAAAUCGUCGAUCGAUUGUAAUUUAGCUUGCUGCACAAUGUCCUCGUGAAAAAAGCGCUUGCGUGGUAGUGUGUGUACGAAAGUACGGAGAGCUGUUUCAUAGCAACACAACCUACACCAGUGGACCAUGAGGGGAUGUGGAAGCUUCCGGCCUACUUGAAUCGCUUGCUACCAAAUUAAUGAACCUGUCUCUGCAUUCGCGCAAUGACCGAGAAGCCCUGCAACGAGCGUGAUGCUCACGAUCACACGAAAUGUUCAUCGAAAGGUGUCGGCGCGACACAGUCACUGAGCGAGCUGGAUUUUGACCGAGGGAUAUGGAGUGCGGCGAUGAGUAACGAAAUCGACCGCCUGGAAAUGCUUAUUACCAAAGGACACCUUUACGACCGGGACAGCUGUGGUUACACCGCACUACACUACGCCGCACGCAGCGGGCACGCCGAGGCUUGCCAUUUACUCUUAGCACGAGGGCUCGGAGUGGACGAAGUCACGAACGGUGGCGUUACCGCACUUCAUCGAGCUGCAAUGAUGGGACACUACAAAAUCCUUCAACUACUGAUAGCAAACAGUGCGAACGUAAUGCAUAAGGAUAAGGAUGGCAAGACGGCCCUACACCGGGCAGCCGAAGGUGGCCAUCUGCAGUGCUGUCAGUUGCUUGUACGCUUAAAUCCCGCCCUCUGCCAUGUACAGGACGUGCGGAACCAGAAACCGAUCGAUCUCGUGCGAAACACUCACAGCGAUUCGGACCAGCUAAGACACUUGUUGGCUGGAUAGCAUUAAGGCCUGAAGAAAAGCUUUCAUUUCGUACACCUUCUGUCUUCCCCGUAUAAAUUGCGUACUAAAGGGAGCACUACUUUUAAAGGGCAAAAGUCCCAUUUUAAAAACUCGAUUUGUUGCGCUUAUUUGUGAUUUGCGAGUGAUGAUGUGAGUGUCGCACAAGGGUAAUUUUCUAUUUUGUACCCACACAAGAUUUUAGACUUUAGCAAACCGUGUGUACUAGGAAAGUUAUAAUAAAUGAAAAAUUAUAGUAAAUGAUUUUAUUCUCUA